This is a messenger RNA of Zophobas morio, 1310 nucleotides long. RefSeq lists its product as uncharacterized. Lineage: Eukaryota; Metazoa; Arthropoda; Insecta; Coleoptera; Tenebrionidae. The record is from RefSeq and is a predicted model, not a curated record. The coding region runs from base 562 to 1296 and encodes 244 amino acids. The transcript has 4 exons.
AAAUGUGAAAAAAUCGAAAAAUCCAGAAAAAGCGAGAAAUACAAAAUUCGAAAAAUUUUAGAAAAAACUGCAAAAAUUGACAUAAAAAUUUCACUAAGUCAUUUGGAAAAUCAUAGGGUUUUCCAAGACAUGAGGCCAAAAGUAAAUUCUUGAGGUCGAAAUCUACAAGAAAAUCGUUCUGCGUCUGUAACUCAACAACUACACUAUGAUUUUCUUAUAUUACAGUAACAAAUAUAGUGAUAAUAAAAUUGUUUUAUACAACUACGACAUGACGUCAACAUAAACUGUUAGGUAUAUAACAUGGUUUCACACCGGGUGUGAAAGCGACCUCUUCUCAGACUUAUCUUAAUUAAGAUUAAAAAUAACUUUUCUCAUUUUUACGCACCAGCAUCUAAUUAAAACUAGCAGUUAUGUAAACACCAGUUUUUUGAAAAAUUCCUAAUGCUCGCCGGAUUACCUUGCUUCAAGCAAGUUUGAAACUGUUGAUCCAUUCCUUUUUUGAUGUCUUAAUAUAUAUUUAAACCACCAAAGUUCAAAAUUUAAUUGACUCCAAGACGGAAGAUGAACAGUUUCGUGCUUUGUUUAUUGACCGUAGUGGCUUUUGGCAGCUGCCUCAAACUUCCUUCCAGUUUCAAAAAAUGCGACCGAAAGAGAACCGACUUUAACCAGUGCUUGAGUGAAGCUAUUCAUGGUGCUCUAAAAAUCUUAGACAAACCUUUGUCGUCUCAUGAUCUACCAAGUUUGUACGACGUCGAAUUUCCAGACCUUGUUCUUGAGUUCGGAAACCGCACCUAUGGGCUGCUACAGAAAUAUGAUCAAAUUAGGUUUAUUGGUCUGUCGAAACCGGAGAAUAUAAACGCAAAAUUAGAUUUUGGUCCUUUGACUAGUACUUUGACAAUAGAGGCUACUUACUCACAACUUACGCUAGAAGCUGAACUUGAGGCUCAAGGUACUAUUGUUCUUCUACCCGUAAAUGUCAUAACAUCUGUCGAGGACAUUUUAGUUGAUCCAACGCUUACGUUGAGUUUUGAACUGGCAGAGUACGACAAAGGUACUACUUUUUUUAGUGUGGUCGAUUCGAAAGUAGAUAUACAAAUGCAGGGUAUUAAAUUUGACUACAAACAACUAUUUUCCAACGAAAUUCUGAACGAAGAAUUCAAUUGUGCUAUGAGUACAAAAUGGCAGUCAGUUUUUGUACUUUUUAAGAAUUUUGAAGCGAUUUUUGCCCCACGGUUUGCGACAAUCUUUAACGCUUUUCUGAAAAAAGUUCCCGUUGCUGAACUUUUCGAUAAUUAGGGGUUUAUGUGUUU